UUUAUUAUUAAAGCGUCUGUCUGAAGUUCACUAUUUGUGGGCGGGUCAAAUUUCACAGUCAGAAUGUCGGACAGACUCCCAAUAGACAGGGUAGGCUCUGCUCUGCGGGUGUUCGCCCUGCGUCUGGGCCCAGGUCAGGAGCUGCUCUCCUCUCUGCUGGCUUUUGUGGAGGAGAGGCAGCUUAAAGCACCCUUCAUCAUCACAUGUGUGGGGAGUGUCACCAAGGCAACGCUGCGACUGGCCAACGCCUCCCUAGAGAACACCAAUGAGGUGGUGUGUCUGCAGGAGCGCUUUGAGAUUGUGUCUCUGGUCGGCACGUUGAACACAGAGGCCCAUCUGCACAUCUGCCUGGCUGAUAAAGAGGGCCGGACCAUCGGAGGUCAUGUGCUGGGUGACCUGGAAGUGUUCACCACAGCAGAGCUGGUUGUAGGCGAGGCCUCUGACCUCCACUUUACUAGAGAGUUGGACAGCAGGACCGGCUUCCCUGAGCUAGUCAUUCAAAAGCGUUCGGAGCAGAUUUGACAUGACGUGUGAAAGUAUAAACUCACAGAAAUUAUAAACUCACAGCACUGUGCUUUUCUUGUG
Messenger RNA from Electrophorus electricus (electric eel), 585 nucleotides. RefSeq names its product bifunctional protein GlmU-like. The record is from RefSeq and is a predicted model, not a curated record. NCBI's taxonomy places the organism in Eukaryota, Metazoa, Chordata, Actinopteri, Gymnotiformes, Gymnotidae.